AUGAUCGGCUCAAACGUCCUCCGCGCAAACCAGCGCCAGGCUAAGCGCCACCUAUCCACCUCGGCCAGCACCGCCGCCAAGGCCGGCCUCAACCGCUACUCCAAGGUCAUCACCCAGCCCAAGUCACAGGGUGCCUCCCAGGCCAUGCUCUACGCCACUGAUGGCAUCGACAACAUUGAGGACCUCGCCAAGCCCAUGGUCGGUGUCGCGUCGGUGUGGUACGAGGGUAACCCAUGCAACGGCCACAUCUUGGCUCUUGGACAGCGCAUCAAGCAGUCGCUCCAGCGCGCCGGCGUCACCGGCUACCAGUUCGGCACCGUUGGUGUCUCGGACGGUAUCUCGAUGGGAACACGCGGCAUGUCUUACUCGCUGCAGUCGCGCGACUUGAUCGCUGACCAGGUCGAGACCGCCGCCGGUGGCCACUGGCUCGACGGCAUGGUCGUCAUCCCAGGCUGUGACAAGAACAUGCCCGGUGUGCUGAUGGGUCUCGGCCGCCUCAACCGCCCAGGCCUCAUGGUGUACGGCGGUACGAUCCGCCCCGGCCACUGUGGUGGCGGCAACACUGGCCGCCCCGAGGAGAUUGUCGAUAUUGUCUCGGCGUUCCAGGCUUACGGCCGUUACCUCCAGGAGGGCCAGACUCCUGAGGCUGAGGAUAUCCGUUACGACACGAUCCGUCACGCUUGCCCCGGCCCCGGUGCGUGCGGCGGCAUGUACACUGCCAACACGAUGGCGUCGGCUACCGAGGCGCUCGGCAUGGCCCUCCCCGGGUCGUCGUCGUUCCCCGCCGAAUACAAGGAGAAGCUCGAGGAGUGCGACAGCAUCGGUGACGCCAUGGUCAACCUCCUUGAGAAGAACAUUCUCCCCCGCGACAUCAUGACCCGCGCCGCGUUUGAGAACGCCAUGGUCCUCACCAUGGCGCUCGGUGGCUCGACCAACGCCGUCCUCCACCUGCUCGCCAUCGCGCGUUCGGUCGGCGUCGAGCUUACCAUCGACGACUUCCAGAGCGUCUCGGACCGCGUGCCGUUCCUGGCCGACCUCAAGCCCUCGGGCAAGUAUGUCAUGGAGGACGUGUACACGAUCGGCGGCACCCCCAGCGUCAUCCACUACCUCAUCAAGGAGGGGCUGAUGACGGGUGGCGAGAUGACCGUCACGGGCAAGACGCUCGGGGAGAACUGCGAAGAAUGGAUGGACAAGCACGGCAAGCUGUGGGAGGGCCAGGACAUUAUCCGCCCCGUGUCCAACCCCAUCAAGGCAACGGGCCACAUCCGCAUCCUGCGUGGCAACCUUGCGCCGGGCGGUGCCGUUGCCAAGAUCACGGGCAAGGAGGGCCUGCAGUUCACGGGCAAGGCUCGCGUCUUCGACGACGAGGACUCGUUCGUCAAGGCCGUCGAGGAAGGCUCGAUUAAGCAGGGUCAGAAGACGGUUGUCAUCCUCCGCUACCUCGGCCCCAAGGGUGGCCCGGGCAUGCCCGAGAUGCUCAAGCCCACUUCGCUCAUCAUGGGUGCUGGCCUCGGCCACGACGUCGCAUGCAUCACCGACGGCCGCUUCUCGGGUGGCUCUCACGGCUUCGUCAUUGGCCACGUUGUGCCCGAGGCACAGGUCGGCGGCCCCAUCGCCCUCGUCCAGGACGGCGAUGUCAUCAGCAUUGACGCCGAGGCCAACUCCAUCGAGUUUGACGUGUCGGAGGCCGAGCUUGCCAAGCGCAAGGAGAAGUGGGUCGCGCCUCCUCUCAAGGUCACCCAGGGCACUCUCCUCAAGUACGCCCGCCUUGUUUCGGACGCAUCGCAGGGCUGUGUCACCGACGCCUAA
This is a messenger RNA of Cutaneotrichosporon cavernicola, 1809 nucleotides long. RefSeq lists its product as uncharacterized. Gene Ontology annotation, biological process: branched-chain amino acid biosynthetic process. Gene Ontology annotation, molecular function: dihydroxy-acid dehydratase activity. Bases 1 to 1809 code for a protein of 602 amino acids. NCBI's taxonomy places the organism in Eukaryota, Fungi, Basidiomycota, Tremellomycetes, Trichosporonales, Trichosporonaceae. Gene Ontology annotation, cellular component: mitochondrion. The record is from RefSeq and is a predicted model, not a curated record. The transcript is spliced from 5 exons.